AAACAACGGACCAUUACCAGUUGGCUGGAGAAUAAAGGACCCAAGACAACUGAGUCCAGAAGCCUACACAGCAAAAUUAAUAACAAUCCUGAAGCAAAUCCCAAGAUGACUUCGGUUAAAAAAGAGAACUUUGGUGAGCAUGAUGUGAAAAAGCUAGAGAAUAUUUAUCAGCAAAGUUACUCAAAAAUACCUGUGGAAGCUGGUGCAAAGCAUGUAGAUAUGCCUCAGACAGGCAGCAUGUGGAACUGGGAGGCUGAGGGUGAAGAUCCUGUCUUGGACACAGAACCUGUGAAGGGGGUGCAGUCUGGAGACCUCUUUAAAAAUGCCAACACGGAUCAGAUGUACAAAACUGGCAAGCAGGCUCAGAGGGGCUGUGAAGAGAGCAGUGACAAUUGGACUCAGAAGAAAUUAUCAUCAGACUGGUCUUUGAAAACGGGAAACACAAAACUUCCUUCAAAAGACACUGAGACAGGUGGACAAGUGUCUUCAUGCAGCUCAGUGAAGCUGAAGAGCUGUGGUCCCGUCUGUUCAACGCCCGAGCAGACAGCAGGGGAUGUCGUGCCGGAAAGUCCGCUCUCAGAUGCUGGCUGUGAUGCUUGUGUGUCUGACCUUGGAGGUCCUGGGAAGCUGGGCCAGUGUCAGAGCAGUUCAGGGGAUUCACCUGCUUUUGAGAAAGAAAGUGAACCAGAGUCACCAAUGGAUGUAGAUAAUUCUAAAAACAGCUGCCAUGGGUCAGAGGCCGAUGAGGAAACGAGUCCCUUUCCUGAUGAGCGAGAGGAGAGCAAUAUGCCAAAAUCCAUAAACAAGUCAUUUAGAAUUCAAUAUGGGGAUGCUGAAAUGGAGUUGAGAAAGUCACGAUUCUCUGCCAAGGGCUGUGAAACCUUUGAGGAAAUAGAUAAUUCUGUUAAAGAGAUUGGUCUGCAUACAAAGUCACCAGGGAUCUCUCCUCUUCCGUCAUCAGAAUGCAAAGGUGCAAAACAAACAGUGAAGAGAGACUCCAAAAUCACCUCUCACUUCAUGAGGAUACCUAAAGUUGAGGAGAAAAGAAAAGAAAAGUGUGAGUUCAAACCCCAGAGGCCAGGAAGGAAGAUUCCUAAAUACGUGCCACCUCCUCUUCCAGCUAACCAGAAGUGGUUUGGGACGCCGCUGGAAGAGCUGAGGAGAAUGCCCGUGUGCGGGGCCCGGCUGCCCCAGCUGCGGCCCUCGGCCAGCCACACCGUCACCAUCAGGGUGGAUCUUCUGAGGGAAGGAGAGGUGCCUAAACCUUUUCCAACUCACUACAAAGAUUUCUGGGACAACAAACAUGUUAAAAUGCCCUGUUCAGAGCAAAAUUUAUACCCAGUAGAGGAUGAGAAUGGAGACAGAACUGCUGGAAGUCGAUGGGAACUUAUCCAAACUGCCUUACUUAACAAAUUUACUUGCUCACAUGAUUUGAAGGAGGCUAUACUGAGAUACAACGUUGCAUAUUCCAAGAAAUGGGACUUCACUGCUCUUACUGACUUCUGUGAGAAGAUUCUUGAAGAUGCAGAGGCUCAGCAUUUGUUCCAGUCCAUUCUUCCUGAUAUGGUCAAGCUGGCACUCUGUCUCCCAAGUAUCUGCACCCAGCCCAUCCCUCUCCUGAAACAGAAGAUGAAUCACUCCAUCACCAUGUCCCAGGAGCAGAUUGCCAGUUUCCUGGCCAACGCUUUCUUCUGCACUUUUCCGCGUCGCAACGCCAAGAUGAAGUCUGAGUAUUCUAGUUAUCCAGACAUUAACUUCAACAG
Merops nubicus (carmine bee-eater) is the source of this 1763-nucleotide messenger RNA. RefSeq names its product poly(ADP-ribose) glycohydrolase-like. Gene Ontology annotation, cellular component: cytoplasm; nucleus. The transcript is spliced from 8 exons. Gene Ontology annotation, molecular function: poly(ADP-ribose) glycohydrolase activity. Gene Ontology annotation, biological process: nucleotide-sugar metabolic process; carbohydrate metabolic process; regulation of DNA repair. NCBI's taxonomy places the organism in Eukaryota, Metazoa, Chordata, Aves, Coraciiformes, Meropidae. The annotation marks the transcript as partial. The record is from RefSeq and is a predicted model, not a curated record.